UCUUCAGUGCAGUUGGCGACCCGUCGUCACAGUGUCUUCGAGUUCACUAGUCUGUGUGUAUGCGUCAACAAUGAAGUACUGUUAUAUUUUGCUGGUUACGUUGGUCUCAGUUUUUGCUGAAGAUGCCGAAAACGUCCUUCUGCGUAGCAACAGUUUAUUCAGCGCAAAAUUGUACCAAGAAAUGCUAAAAUCCUCUGAAGAGAACUUCCUCGUCAGUCCCUUCUCAGCAGAAGUUAUCUUUGCGUUAGUUGAAACUGGCGCCAAAAACGAAACUGCGGCAGAACUAAGAAAGUCUUUACAACUACCAGAAGAAUCCAAGAUUAAAGAAGAAUUUAAAAAGCUUCUAUCUGAUUUUAUAGUACACAAUGAAAAUUAUAUAGUAGCUACUGCUAACAAAGUAUACAUCCGAGACAAUUUUCCCAUCAAAGAAGAAUUCAAAACAAUCGCCACCAACUACUUCAGUUCUUAUUUAGAAAACAUUAAUUUUAAAAACGGUACUGCAGCCGCUCAAACUAUAAACAAAUGGAUCGAAGAACAAACUGACAACAAAAUACGUGAUUUAAUAACUUCAGAUGCACUAAGUGAAGCGACUGCUGCAGUUCUCAUUAACGCCUUGUACUUUAAAGCAAGAUGGCUGACUCCAUUUUUCCUUCCAUCUACUAGAAAAAACAAGUUCCACUUGAAAGCAGGAAAAUUCGUUGAGGUUGACACAAUGUACGAAGUUUUAACCGAAUAUAAAUAUUUCGAAAACGCUGAGCUAAAUGCCAAGUUUUUGGAAAUGCCGUUUGAGAACGAAGAAGCCACGAUGACGUUUGUUCUUCCGAACGAAAUUGACGGUUUGGAGAAACUAGAAAGCCAGAUAAACAAAGUGUUUGAGCCGCAGAAUUUUGAAAAAGUUUACGUUAACGUCUCGGUUCCUAAGUUCAAAAUUGAAAGUACGGUGGAUUUUAAACAAGUUUUGCAAAAUUUGGGUGUAAAGAAAGCUUUCAUCGAAGGAGAAGCGGAUUUCAGUGGUAUUAGUGAUAACAAGUUGGUGAUUAGCGAUGCUCUCCAGAAGACGUUCAUAGAUGUCAAUGAGCAGGGAGUCGAGGCAGCAGCUUCGACUUAUAUUCGUUUAGUGGAAUAUUUUGGAUUGGAUGCGCCCACCAAGGACUUCCAUGCCAAUCACCCUUUUAUUUAUUAUAUAAAAGUUAAAGGUUUCGUUUUGUUCGCUGGAAGAGUAAUAAUGCCAACUUACUAGACGUUUCAUAUUUUUUUAUGUAGUUUUUUUUUAUUAUUUCAAUAAAAUAUACACAAGGAUA
This is a messenger RNA of Zophobas morio, 1301 nucleotides long. Its product is annotated as antichymotrypsin-2-like. The record is from RefSeq and is a predicted model, not a curated record. Lineage: Eukaryota; Metazoa; Arthropoda; Insecta; Coleoptera; Tenebrionidae. The transcript is spliced from 4 exons. Bases 71 to 1240 code for a protein of 389 amino acids. Gene Ontology annotation, molecular function: serine-type endopeptidase inhibitor activity.